Messenger RNA from Callorhinchus milii (elephant shark), 2427 nucleotides. Its product is annotated as extracellular calcium-sensing receptor-like. NCBI's taxonomy places the organism in Eukaryota, Metazoa, Chordata, Chondrichthyes, Chimaeriformes, Callorhinchidae. Gene Ontology annotation, molecular function: G protein-coupled receptor activity. Bases 19 to 2427 code for a protein of 802 amino acids. The transcript has 5 exons. Gene Ontology annotation, biological process: G protein-coupled receptor signaling pathway. Gene Ontology annotation, cellular component: membrane. The record is from RefSeq and is a predicted model, not a curated record.
AUUAGGACUUACCGUUGGAUGCAAGAUAUGAUCUUCACAGUGGAAGAGAUAAAUAAAGAUCCAGAAUUAUUGCCGAAUAUAACUUUGGGCUAUGCCAUCUAUGAUACCUGUUAUAAUAUUCCCAAGACUGUAGAGAAUGCAUUCGCACUGGUGUCUGGCAAGGAAACAUUCACACCGAAUUACCAGUGCAAGUUAAACUCCACUUUGGCCGCAGUAGUUGGUGGCUCGAUUUCAACUAUUUCAAUAGCGAUGGCAUCAGUACUUGGGCUCUAUCGUUACCCUCAGAUUAGCUACUUUUCCUCUGCCCCAAUUCUCAGCAAUAAACAACAAUUCCCCUCUUUUUUCCGCACUAUGCCAAGUGAUAUAUUUCAAUCCAGGGCCUUUGUGAUUAUUGUCAAACAGUUUGGCUGGAAGUGGGUGGGCGUGUUAGCAGACGACAUUGACUAUGGCUUGCAAGCAGUUCAGAUCUUUAUAAAAGAGGCAAAAAACCUUGGUGUGUGCAUUGCCUUUUCUGAGAAGAUUCCAAUCACAUAUUCGAGAGAAAAAUAUCUUCAGAUUGUGGACACAAUAAAAGCAUCAUCGGCAAAAGUUAUAGUUGCUUUCUCUUGUGAUAGAAACAUAGCUCCAUUACUUGACGAGAUUGUUCAACAAAAUGUAACGGACAGAACGUGGCUAGCAAGUGUAGGCUGGAGUACAUCAGGUCCACUGUUUAUUAUUAGAAAGAAGUACAUCAAACAUUGGACUGGAACUAUAGGAAUUACACUCCCAUUGUGCAACAUUGAAGGACUUCAAGAGUUUCUCUUUCAGCUUCAUCCGUUGAGAAGAACUCAUGAUAUCCAUCUUCCUGAGCUGUGGGAAGAAAUGUUUGACUGCUCGUGGACAAGUUUUCUUGAGCAAGAAAAGAAACGUGAAUUAAAUCAAGUCAAAUCCAAUACUUUUAACACAACUUCUAGGAAACCCUGCACCGGGCUGGAAAAUAUGAGGGAGGCCAACCACAUCUUCACAGAUGUCACCAACCUGCGAACCUCGUGCAAUGUGCACAACGCAGUAUAUUCAGUGGCUUAUGCCCUACAUGACCUGCAGUCGUGUGUCGAUGGAAAGGGGCCUUUUGAGAAUGGGACCUGUGCAAAUAUACAUAACUUUGAACCGUGGCAGAUGCUGCAUUACAUGAAGAAGGUACGUUUCAUGGACAAGUCAAAAAACGAGCAGAGGUUUGAUGAAGAUGGGGAUGUUGCUGCCAUAUAUGAUGUCAUCAACUGGCAAGAAACUGCUGACGGUGUCAUCAACUUUGUGAAAAUAGGACAUUACGAUUCUCGAAAAGCUCCAGGGCAUCAGCUUACCAUUGGAGACCAGGAGAUCAUCUGGAACAAUGGCGACUUAGAGGUACCUCAGUCGGUGUGCAGUGAAGCCUGCCUCCCAGGAACAAGACGAAUAGUUCAACAAGGACAGCCUCGAUGCUGCUUUGAUUGUGUUCCUUGCGCAGAAGGAAAUAUCUCAAAUGGCACAGAAUGUACGCAGUGUCCUGAAGAUUCCUGGUCCAACCAAAAGAAGGAUGAGUGUCUGCCAAAGAAGAUUGAAUUCCUAUCCUUUGAAGAGCCCCUGGGGAUAAUCUUGACAGUUUUCUCACUGUUGGGUGCUGUGAUUACUGUUGUGAUAAUAGUCAUAUUUAUAAAGUUCCUGAAUACACCCAUUGUACGAGCUAAUAACCACGAACUCAGUUUCCUUCUGCUCUUCUCUCUCUUCUUCUGCUUCCUGUGUUGUCUUACAUUUAUCGGUGAGCCAUCGGUGGAAUUCUGUGUGCUCCAGCAAACAGGAUUUGGCAUCAGCUUUGCUCUCUGCAUCUCAUGUAUUCUUGUUAAAACUAGUGUGGUUGUGCUGGCCUUUAAAAUGACAGCGCCCAACCAAAAUAUGUCAAAGUACUUUCGGCCCAUCCAUCACCGAAUAGUUGUUACAGCCAUAACGUUGGUUCAGAUAGGGAUCUCUCUAGGAUUUCUGAUAUCGUCACCACUGGUCGUGCAGCGGAACAGUCAAGCGGUCAUAGGAAAAAUUAUUCUGGAAUGCAAUAAGGAACCUGAACUUGCUUUGAUUGGUAUUUUAGGAUAUAUUGGGACCUUAGCUCUUCUGUGCUUUAUUUUGGCUUUUCUGGCCCGAAAAUUGCCCAAUAAUUUUAAUGAGGCUAAAUUUAUCAGUUUUAGUUUGCUUGUCUUUUUUGUGGUGUGGUUGUCCUUCAUCCCAGCUCAUGCCAGCAGUAAAGGAAAAUAUCUGGUGGCAGUAGAGAUAUUUGCUAUUCUGUCCUCAACCUUUGGUCUUCUUGCCUUCAUUUUCUUCCCCAAAUGUUACGUUGUUUUGAUGAGACCUGACUUGAAUACAAAACAAGGUAUGAUGGGUCGGGCUCCACCACAAAUAUCUAUCCAGAAGAUUAAGUAA